This is a messenger RNA of Prinia subflava (tawny-flanked prinia), 4200 nucleotides long. RefSeq names its product SUZ12 polycomb repressive complex 2 subunit (gene SUZ12). Gene Ontology annotation, cellular component: nucleus; ESC/E(Z) complex; RSC-type complex. The transcript has 16 exons. The record is from RefSeq and is a predicted model, not a curated record. Gene Ontology annotation, molecular function: chromatin DNA binding. The coding region runs from base 138 to 2396 and encodes 752 amino acids. NCBI's taxonomy places the organism in Eukaryota, Metazoa, Chordata, Aves, Passeriformes, Cisticolidae.
UGAGGGGAGCGGGGCGGAGGAGACUUGGCGGAGUUGGAGCGCGGCGCGUCCCCCCCCCGCCUCACGCACCCGCCCCGGCCGGCCCUGCCCGCCCCGCUCGGUCUCCGUCCCGCCGGGGCCCGCCCGGGGCCACCCCCAUGGCUCCUCAGAAGCACGGUGGAGGAGCGGGGCCCAGCUCGGGCUCCGCUGGCGGCGCCGCCGGAGGAGGAGGUGGCGGCGGAGGAGGCGGCGGGUUCGGGGGCUCCGCCGCGGCGGCGGCUCCCGGCGGCAAAUCCGGCGGUGCCGCGGGCGGCGGCGGCGGCGGAGGAGGCAGUGGGUACUCGGGCGGCUCCUCGGCCUCCUCGGCAGCGGCGGCGUCGGCAGCGGCGCUGCCCCCCGUGAAGAAGCCGAAGAUGGAGCAGAUCCAGGCCGACCACGACCUCUUUCUUCAGGCCUUUGAGAAACCAACACAGAUAUACAGAUUUCUACGUACCCGGAAUCUUAUAGCACCAAUAUUUUUGCACAGAACUCUCACUUACAUGUCCCACAGAAACUCCCGAACAAAUAUCAAAAGGAAAACAUUCAAAGUAGAUGACAUGUUAUCAAAAGUAGAGAAAAUGAAGGGAGAACAAGAAUCUCACAGCUUGUCUGCUCAUUUACAACUUACAUUUACUGGGUUCUUCCAUAAAAAUGAUAAGCCAUCACAAAACUCAGAGAAUGAACAAAAUUCUGUAACUCUGGAAGUACUGCUGGUGAAAGUUUGCCACAAGAAACGAAAGGAUGUCAGUUGUCCAAUAAGACAGGUUCCUACAGGUAAAAAGCAGGUGCCUUUAAACCCAGACCUCAGCCAAAUAAAACCAGGCAACUUCCCAUCACUGGCAGUUUCCAGCAAUGAGUUUGAGCCAAGCAACAGCCACAUGGUGAAGUCUUACUCAUUGUUGUUCAGAGUCACUCGCCCAGGAAGGAGAGAAUUUAAUGGACUGAUCAAUGGCGAAACUAAUGAAAACAUUGAUGUCAAUGAGGAGCUUCCAGCUAGGAGAAAAAGAAACUCUUCAAAUCGUGAAGAUGGGGAAAAGACAUUUGUAGCACAAAUGACUGUAUUUGAUAAAAACAGACGCUUGCAACUUCUGGAUGGGGAAUAUGAAGUGGCCAUGCAGGAAAUGGAAGAGUGUCCCAUUAGCAAGAAAAGAGCAACAUGGGAAACAAUUCUGGAUGGGAAGAGGUUGCCUCCAUUUGAAACAUUUUCUCAGGGUCCUACACUUCAGUUUACUCUUCGUUGGACAGGAGACACAAAUGAUAAGUCUACAGCUCCUAUAGCUAAGCCUCUUGCAACACGAAAUUCUGAAAGCCUCCCUCAAGAAAACAAGCCCAACUCUGUUAAACCUACUCAGACUAUAGCUGUGAAAGAAUCUUUGCCUACAGACCUUCAAACAAGAAAAGAGAGAGAUGUGUUAAAUGAACCUCGACAGAAGUUGCGAAUAUUUUACCAGUUCCUUUACAACAAUAACACGAGGCAGCAGACCGAGGCCCGCGAUGACUUGCACUGCCCCUGGUGCACUCUGAACUGUCGGAAACUCUAUAGUUUACUCAAACAUCUCAAACUCUGCCACAGCAGAUUCAUCUUUAAUUAUGUUUACCACCCCAAAGGUGCUCGGAUCGACGUGUCCAUCAACGAGUGCUACGACGGCUCGUACGCGGGGAACCCGCAGGACAUCCACCGCCAGCCCGGCUUCGCCUUCAGCCGCAACGGGCCCGUCAAGAGAACGCCCAUCACACACAUCCUGGUCUGCAGGCCGAAGCGCACGAAAGCGAGCAUGUCGGAGUUCCUGGAGUCGGAGGACGGCGAGGUGGAGCAGCAGCGCACGUACAGCAGCGGCCACAACCGGCUCUACUUCCACAGCGACACCUGCCUGCCGCUGCGCCCCCAGGAGAUGGAGGUGGACAGCGAGGACGAGAAGGACCCCGAGUGGCUGCGGGAGAAAACCAUCACCCAAAUUGAAGAAUUUUCUGAUGUGAACGAAGGAGAGAAAGAAGUGAUGAAAUUAUGGAACCUUCAUGUUAUGAAGCACGGGUUUAUUGCCGACAAUCAAAUGAAUCAUGCCUGUAUGCUGUUUGUUGAAAAUUACGGACAGAAAAUCAUCAAGAAGAACUUGUGUCGAAACUUUAUGCUCCACCUGGUCAGCAUGCAUGACUUUAACCUCAUCAGCAUCAUGUCCAUAGACAAAGCCGUGGCCAGGCUCCGAGAAAUGCAGCAGAAGCUGGAGAAAGGGGAAUCGGCCUCCCCGACAGACGAGGAAUCUUCUGAGGAGCAGAGUGGGACAGCAAACGGAUACAGUGAAAACGCCGGGAGAGAGAGGAGUUCAGAAGCAGAAAGCAUCUCAGGUGUCACCAAACAGAGCAAGAAGCAGAAGCUCUGAAGUCAGAAAUCAGCUGUCAUUCAGUGGACAAGCAUUGAAGUGACAUUCUAGGGUGCAUGAGCUCUAUAAAGAAUUACACACAGAGAUACAGAGAUUCCAAACAGGCACUGCUGGAUGGAAAUAAAUGAUUUCAACAAGGAUAUUAUUUAAACAGGGUUUUUAUUCAGUUACUUAUGCAAGUACUACAUGUAUAUUGGUUUUGGUGAUGUAAUGACAAUAUUCUAAGAGUUUGAGCAUGAAGAGCAAUAUAAAAAUCUUUUUGUAAUUUUAGUAAUUAGUGUCUUAAGAACUUUAUGGAAUUUACAUAAUUUAAGUAUAUGUAAAACCGUUUUUAUAUUAAGAUUUUUGCAUCUGUAUCUGGCUGUUUUUCCUACCAUGAAGUUGUGAAACAUUAGGGAAAGGGAAUUGGGAUACAGUUUCUGCUUUUCUUAUUUAGAAAUUCUCCAGUUAGCUUUUUGUGAAAAUAACAUCUGACUAUUUACAGUUUAACCUCAAUCCUUGUAUUUGAAAUCAUUUAUCAAUUGAUCAUAAAUUAUAAAUCAAUUUUUUCUACACUAAAAAUCAUCAAGUUGGCGAACUUAGCACUUCCUUUGUCUCGUGCCUGUUUGGAAAGAUCCUGGCUUUUCACAUUCCAGACACAGUGAAGUACCGCCUUGGCUUUUUGAGGUUUAACCAGCAGUUUGGGUUUUGUGGAUAAUUCCGAUGCAUCGACCGCCCAGUGUGUACCAUUUCAAACUUGAACAUUUAGCUCCUUUAUAUUUUUAUCACACAUUUACACAGCUCCAGAGAGGAUGUGGGUGCUCGUGUCCGUCUGCAGGCGCCAGCUCCCGCAGAGUCCCCGCCUCAGCACACCCUGCAAGGCCAGGCCGCGCUGAGCUCUGGCUUUCGAGAUGCCACUCUUGAGGGAAAAAUGCACUGUAAAAUUGGACCACAAAAUGUGUUGCACUUCUUAUGUAAGUAUUCUGUGAUGUAUUGUAUUCAAUACAGAUACUAAGAUGCUGACUGAACUAUAUUUGAGCAGUUUUGCACUGCUGUUAACACAUUUUAUGCAUACGUUUACAGAUUUUUUCCAAUGGAAAGUGGUUUCACUACUGGUACAGUAUCAGCACCGAAGGGUUUUAUUCCAGCAAGCACUGUGGUUGAGUGACAUCACCUCAAUUUUUUAUUAUCCUUAAAAUAUUUCAUUUUUCAUAUUCUUUAUUUAUAAAGGAACAAUGCUGCUGUAAAUACAGGUAUUUUUUGUUUUUUAUUUCAUUCCAUCACCAUGAGAUGCAGUUCCCUAUUUGUUGAAGGGGUAUAUAAGCUUUCUAAUGGUGUCUUCAGAAAUUUAUAAAAUGUAAAUACUGAUUUUGAUGGUCCUUAAGAUGUGUUUAACUGUGAGACUAUUUAACUAAUGGUGUGGAUGUGAUUCGUCAUCCAGUAUUAAGUUCUUAGUCACUGAUUUUGUGUACAAAAUAGGAAAGAGGGAAACUGCAGCUUUUCAUUACAAACUCCUUGAAUUGCCAGCUCUCUUGAGUUUUAGCAGACUCUAAUUAUGCCUCUGAAUAGUACAUCAUGCAUUUCUCUCUGGCUUUAAUUUGCUAAAGCUGUGCACAUACGUAAAAAAAUAGAUUAUUUUAGGGGAGAUGUAGUUCUAGAAUUAUUGCUUAUGUCAUUUCUUAAGCAGUUAUGCUCUUAAUGCUUAAAAGAAGGCUAGCAUUGUUUGCACAAAAAGUUGGUGAUCCCCCCAAAAAUAGUAAUGAAAUUACUUCUGUUCAGUAAACUUUGUAUGUCAUGUCAAUUUAUAAUAAAAGCUGAAAAAAUC